Messenger RNA from Pieris rapae (cabbage white), 3558 nucleotides. RefSeq names its product frizzled-2 (gene fz2). Bases 414 to 2039 code for a protein of 541 amino acids. Gene Ontology annotation, cellular component: plasma membrane. Gene Ontology annotation, molecular function: Wnt-protein binding; Wnt receptor activity. Gene Ontology annotation, biological process: non-canonical Wnt signaling pathway; canonical Wnt signaling pathway. Lineage: Eukaryota; Metazoa; Arthropoda; Insecta; Lepidoptera; Pieridae. The transcript is spliced from 3 exons. The record is from RefSeq and is a predicted model, not a curated record.
GUUUCGUGAUUCGACGAAACAAAUUCAGUCCCACUCCGCGCGUCGCGGUGUAGUGUCGUGUACUUGUUAAUUUUUUAUUGCGCCGAAAGCAUUGUUUGAAAAACACGCUCAGCUGAUCUAUGACAUAACUACAUAUUUCUAUAGUGCUGCAGCUAUAUCAAACAUAGGAAUCUGAACAGAUUUUUCUCGUGUAAAACCUUCAAGGACUGCAAUUUUCUAAAAUUAAAAUUAUAGCGUCGCGGAGAAGCGACCUAACCGUGUGACUGGAUCCUGUGAAUCGAUACUUUUAAAUGAUAACAUGGAUUUAAUUAUGUGUUUUAGAAGACGAUGUGAUUAGUGUGCAACUGUGAAUUGUGUUGUAUCUUGGGUUUUGUUCCGAUUUUUGCUGAAAGAGAUGCGGUUAGAAUAGCGCAAUGUUAGGCGUGUGGGUGUGGGUGUGGGCGUGCGCGGUGACAGCGGCGGCGGCUCUGCAGCCUCGCUGUGAGGAGAUCACCAUUCCCAUGUGCCGUGGUAUAGGAUACAACCUCACCUCCUUCCCCAAUGGGCUCGAUCAUGACACGCAAGACGAGGCCGGCCUCGAGGUGCACCAGUACUGGCCACUCGUGGAAAUAAAAUGUUCGGCCGACUUGAAGUUCUUCCUGUGUUCUGUGUACACUCCUAUAUGCUUCGAGGACUACGCCAUGCCGGUGCCGGCUUGCCGCAGCGUGUGCGAGCGUGCCCGCGCCGGAUGUGCGCCGCUCAUGCAGAAGUACGGGUUCCAGUGGCCCGAGCGAAUGGCCUGCGAGAAGCUGCCCCGGCUCGGCGACCCCGACCAUCUCUGCAUGGAGGAGAACGAUCGCGCGCAGGAACCCGAGCCGCCGCGGCCGCCGCCUCGCCGGCCGUACAAAAACCACUGCAAGGAUCCAAAAAACUGCGAAAGCGGCCCGGCUGCAAGCCCGGGCGAGGUCGCAAGCGAGGAGUGCGCGUGCGCGUGCCGUCCGCCGCUGGUGAGCGUGCGCGCCCUGCACAACGCCAGCGCGCGCACGGCCGGCGUGCCCGGCUGCGCGCUGCCCUGCCGCGGCCCGUACUUCACUCGCGAGGAGAAGGACUUCGCGGCCGUGUGGGUGGCGCUGUGGGCCGGCCUCUGCGCCUUCUCCACCCUCAUGACGCUCACGACCUUCGUCAUUGACUCGCAGCGCUUCAAGUACCCCGAGAGGCCGAUCGUCUACCUGUCCGCUUGCUACUUCAUGGUGGCGAUCGGGUACCUGGCCCGCCUCGUCGUCGGCCACGACGAGAUCGCCUGCGACGGGGCCCUGCUCAAGACCUCCUCGAACGGCCCGAGCGCCUGCACCCUCGUCUUCGUCCUCGUCUACUUCUUCGGUAUGUCGUCGUCGAUAUGGUGGGUGGUCCUGUCCUUCGCCUGGUUCCUCGCGGCCGGCCUCAAGUGGGGCAACGAGGCGAUCGCGGGCCACGCCCAAUACUACCACCUCGCCGCCUGGUUGAUCCCGGCCGCCAAGACCGUCGCCGUGCUGUUGGCCGGGGCCGUCGACGGCGACCCGGUAGCCGGCAUUUGCUACGUCGGCAACACCUCUUCGGAGAACCUAAAGCGCUACGUCCUCGCGCCGCUGAUAGUGUACUUCGCUCUCGGGGCGACCUUCCUGCUGGCCGGCUUCGUGUCCCUAUUCAGAAUACGCUCGGUGAUCAAGAGGCAGGGCGGCAUCGGCGCCGGAUCCAAGGCGGACAAGCUCGAGAAGCUGAUGAUCCGCAUCGGCGUGUUCAGCGUGCUCUACGCGGUGCCGGCGGGCGUCGUGAUCGGCUGCUUCGCGUACGAGGCGGGAGGCCGCGAGGACUGGCUGCAGCGCGUCGCGUGCGGCUCGGCCUGCGGCGGCAAGCCCGUGUACUCGGCGCUCAUGCUCAAAUACUUCAUGGCGCUAGCCGUGGGCAUCACGUCGGGCGUGUGGAUCUGGUCGGGCAAGACUCUGGACUCGUGGCGCCGCGUGUGGCGCGGAGGCCGAGCGCCGGCGCCCGCGCACCGGGCUCUCGUGAAGGGCGCCGUGUGACGCGAAGUGGCGGCCGGCCCGCCCCCCGCGCCGCCCCCCGCCCCGCUGCCGCUGCCGCCGCCGCCGCCCUCGCACCCGCUUCCGCCGCCUCACGCGCCGUCUGCCUCCGCGCGAUCCGCCCAGCCGCUCUCCGACUACGGCCCGGUGUGAGCGCCCUCGACGACCGACCGGCCGACGGAGAAGCGGACGCGAAGGGCCGCGAGACAUCGGCGAUAGUUGAACAGACUGAUGUGAUCGUUUCUCUCGUAACGAGCCCCGCGAUGUGCCAUUUUCGACGAUUCUCUGCCGACGGUCAAAUUGUAAAUGUGAUAAACGCACGGCCCGUGCGCAGUUAAUAUUAUAUAGUGAGUGGGAGUGAGUGUGAGUCGCGCCUUGUCUAGUCUUAGCAUAAACGGAACGCGCGACGCGGCGUGACGAGCGUGUGAACGUAAUCUUCAGGUGCGACAGUGAUUUUAUUGCCCACGCGAGGGGUGUAUCUAUAGUCGACAUAAAUAACAAUCGGUGAAAAUGAGCCGCGACGCAACCGCUCAAACACUCCACAUUCCACUUAAUAUCUGCUUCUCGAGACGGGAUUACCUAACGGAUUCGCAAUGAACCACAUUGUCAUCAGUACGUUUCAGUACAUGUUUAGAAAAACGGGAAAUAACUAAAAUAGUUAAACGACGGAAGCAGCUAUUAAAUGGAGUUAGUGAAGUGGCGACAUCGAAACACGAGUUUCGGAUCACGUGACUCGUUGUAACCGGCUGACUUAAGAAUUUGUAAACAAAAAUACGUCUCUCUAUAGAAACUUCGAGAAAGACGCCGCGGCCGAUGGAAACACCGUCUUUUUCUUAGCUUCUGUGGUGGGACGGUUCCGUAAGUCACUGUCGACCACAAACGGGACGUGUCUAAAGUAAUUCGGCAAUCCUGCCGUUUCGCUCUCUCAUAUUGUGUAUGUUUAUAAAUAAGAGCGAGACGACGUGCGUUCGAGUUGGACGUGUAUCUUUUAGACGAAUAAAGCUAAUUUACUUUAUACCUUUUAAUUCUUGGGUAAUUGUAAUUUAAUAAUAAUUCUAAAAUAAUGCUGUAAAAUUGUACGUAAUAAUAUAUUGUAUCUAUGAUUGUGGUAUACGUAAUAAUUUAUAAAUUAAACAAUUCUAUAAUGAUUCAUCUUGGAUGUGAUUAAGUAGGUAGUUCUUGAAUACGAAUCACCACUAGAUGGCUCUGUUUAAAUUAUUGGUCAUCUAUUGGUCAGUAGAGAUAUAAUUUACACAGCUUAAUGUACAGUCAAACAAAUUUUCACAUUGUAUUGCCACCUAUUGGCGAGUAGUAGUAAACUUAACACUGCCAUCUAUUGUACAAUAGAAUAAACUUCCUAUUUGCUACUUUUCUAUGAAAAAACGAGUGCAAUAGUUUUGAUGUCAAUUGUGAAGGAAAUAAUUUUAGUCUAACACGAACAUCGCAGCCUAAGAGAAAUAAGAAUGUAAUUUAUUUUAUAUCCUAACUGUAGAUAAAUAAAACGACUUUUAUGUACAAAUUU